Messenger RNA from Hipposideros armiger (great roundleaf bat), 2990 nucleotides. It is a transcript of the gene CUNH8orf48, whose product is annotated as chromosome unknown C8orf48 homolog. The record is from RefSeq and is a predicted model, not a curated record. The coding region runs from base 202 to 996 and encodes 264 amino acids. The transcript has a single exon. NCBI's taxonomy places the organism in Eukaryota, Metazoa, Chordata, Mammalia, Chiroptera, Hipposideridae.
ACCCGGAAGAGGAGGCAGGUUGUGCUGCCGGCGCCAAGAAAGGCUCAUCACUUGCGGGCUCAGGCCUGACUAGUUCCUGAGCCCAUCUUGACCGAGUCAAAGCAGAUGAGGAGCCGAAUCUGAUGCAUUGUGAGGACCAUCACCUAGACGCCGCGGGAUUAAGAGGAGCGAGGGUGAUCGGCCCAAACCGAUCUCAGGGCUAUGGCCGGCCUUUCUAACCAGACCCUCGCGUCCUUUACUGAUGAGGUACGGCGUUCCAGUUCAUUCAACUCCUCUGGAGGACUGCAGCCCUGGCCCCAGGACUCUGAGAUCAAGCCUGAGAAUGGAAAGCCGACUACAUGCUUGGAAUAUCAAGACAAAAAAUCUGAGGUACCAGAAAAGGAGUUUAGUUGGAAAAGGAUCAGCUACCUCAAGGGCAAAAAAACGAACUCUGGACGGUACCAACCAGACGCUAAACUUCAAACAGAAAUCACAUCGGCAUCCGAUGAAGAAUUGAAUGCCCUGCAGUCUUUUUGCACCAUUAAGAUAAACCUGAUCCAUCACAGAGCAAACUCUAAGGAGAAAAAGAGCAGCAGGCACAAGAAACUGCAGCUUAGAUUGGAUGCAGAGGCUUCAGAGGUAGAUGCCUUCAACUGUACUGUCCCUGAUGAGCUUUUGAACAGAAUCUAUUUUAAAAACAUGAGGACAACAUUAAAGCAGGUGGCAACAGCUAAGCAACACAUUUCUUCUCGGUGUCCUGAUUGUAACAGGAAAAGAGCAGAACUGGCUCAAUCUACCUUCCUAAAACAAAAGAAGACUUUACUAGAGUCACUUCUACUCCAAGAGAAAAUAGAUGAGCAUCUUUAUACAAAAGACUUCCUUACCCUUAUUGCGGAAGCACAUCAGGGCCUUCCCAGGCUUUCAGAUGACCCCAGCAUGAUCUGGAAAAGACUGAAUGAGAAAAGUCAGAUCAGAUCCUCUGGUUUUGAAAGUCUGGAUACAAAGCAGAAGAUGUAGAAGAAUGGAAACAAUGCUUGUCAUUCACCUUUGGCUCUACCACUUCUCAAACGACUUCAUCUAACCAAAACCACUUAUUCUAACCAAACGGAUGUUUAUUAAUGAUAAUAUGUAAUGUAGAUAGAUGUUUCUUUUGUGUAUUUGAAUAAUUAUCCUCAGUUCUACAGGCACUUUGGAAAGUAAAAACUUAACUGUGCUUCCUUCACAGAUUUGAGGACUAAAAACUUUCUAUCCAAUACAUUUUUGAGAUUAUAGGAGAAAAUAUUGUAUUUGGAAUAGUUACAAAGUUUUUAUAACAGCCCAGGAGAGAGAUCCUGGUAGUUUGGACUAGAGUUUUGAUAGUAGAGUUAGGAAGAAGUACAGCGAUGUAAGAGAUACUUGAGGUAAUAAUUGGCAGUCUUGAUGAAGAAAAGGAUAUGGGGAUUUAAUAAAAGGUAAAUGUUAAGAAUGUUACUGUUUCUGAUUUGUACACUUGAAUAAUUUCAUUAAGAAAUUAUAUAUAGAAACAUUGGAAGAGGAUCAUUUUUGAUGGGAGUGAUUAAGAGUGUGAUUAUUUUGACAUGGUUAAUUUGAGGUAAAUUAGAGACAUCCACAUUGAGAAGUUGAGAAACAUUUGGUUAUUUGUGCUUGCAGUCUGGAGAAAAGGUCUAGCCUAGAGAUUUGAAAUAAUGGGGUUUGCAGGGUGGCAGACCUUUGGCAUAUAGUUGGAAAUUGAAGUCAUAGAUGUGAUGAUAUCUUCUGGAAGAGGGCAAGGUGAGAAGAGGAAAGGGCUAUGACCAACUUCUGAGAAAAUCACCAAUUAAUAGCUGGGUAGAAGCCAGCAAAGGAGGUUGAGAAGAAAUUGUCAUAAAAUGAUAAAGGAAACCAGGAAUGUGUAGUGUCAUAGAGAAGAAAGAAAGAGAAUAUUUCAAGAAGGAUGGGUUGUCUAAGCAUGCAAAUGUAACAGAGCGUUCAAGUGAGAUGAUGUAGUCAUGUGUUGGGCUUUUUUUUACUUUAGUUAGCAACAACCCCUUCACUUAUAGAAAUUGAGCAUACAGACAAAGUGGAUUGAAGAGUAAAUAUAACAUACGGAAAUGAAGAAUAUGCAUGUAGACUACUUCUUGAAGUUUAGCUGUGGAGGGAAAGAGAGGGUAUGUACAAUCAAGGAAAGAAUGCUUGAAUAAAUUAUCCGGAAGUCAUUUUGAUCAUAAAGAUUUUAUGAAACUUCUCUGUUCAUCCUAAUUUCCAUUCUGAUGAAACAAUAUUAUGUCCUGAAGAGUACCAUAGUAAUUUGUAAAUAUAUUUAUUGGUAAAAAUGUUAGAUAGCAUCCUGAAAAAUCAUUAAUUUUUUUAUAAAAAUAUAAAUCCUAGAAUUAGUGACAGUACCAGGAGGUCAUUUUUCUACAUGUCUAACACCUAAACUAUUGUAGGCAAAAUGAAAUUUGUUUGUAAAACUCAGCACAAAACAGCUUUUGUAACAUUCCAGUAUUCUUUUAUUUUAGACCGUCAUUUAUGUAUAAAGAUACUUUUUUCCUAUAAAAUUUAGCAUAUUUCCUCUUAGUCAUUCCUAAAUAAAAUAGAAACGAAAUCAUUACCAUUUUCAUAAUAACUUUUUAUUUGAAAUCCACAUUAUGUCAUGCUUUAUCUUUGGCAUCUCAAUAUAUUCACAUUUCACAUAAUCGAGAUUCUGAAUAAUUUCCCGUUUAGAAUUCCCCAAUUAAAGGUCAUAGUCCACCCCAUUAGUCAACUAAGCUAGAAAUCAUAGUCAUCUUUUGUUCCUCCUUUUUUUUUAACUCAACCCCCAAGCUAACUACUUUUCAGUAAGACCAUUGCAUCUUUCUUCUUCAAUAUCUUCUGACUAUGACUUAUUUCCAUCUCAUUACCACUUCUUUCUUCAUCUCAGCCCUCCCACCACUAGUUUCUCUUUUCAGUGCGUUCUCCAUAUAGUGUCAGAAUUAUUUUUCUAACACACAAAUCUGUUCAAGUACUUCCCUUGAUUUAAAAAAACAAACAAA